AUGUGCGGCAUCAUCUGCUCGCUUCACGUAGGAUGUUCAAGUUGUGGCGACAUCGAUAACAUCCGUGGCGGACCGGACGAGGCUUUUCGCGAAUUGUCCGAGCGAUUAAAAGUCGCCAAUGCCGCUCGUGGUCCUGAUGCACAAGGAUCCCAUCACGUCCGAAUUCAAGGGACAUGCCCUGGUGAGGCACAGGCCACAAAUGAGAACGAGACAUGCACACUCGACCUCGAGUUCUUUGCUUCUGAGCUCCGACUUCGAGGCGACGCACCCAUAGUACAGCCCCAUGAACAGGAUGGGGAUGUCUUUUGCUGGAAUGGCGAAGUAUUCGAAGGCUUGGCUGUCAAUGCAGAUGAAAACGAUGGUGUAAAGCUCUUCCAAAGCAUACACUCCCUGUCCGCGAUGGAUGAUCUCCCUUUCCUGUUGGGGAAGAUCGAGGGGCCAUAUGCAUUCGUCUAUUACCAUGCCGCAUCUCGAAAAUUAUACUUUGCUCGAGACCCCCUUGGACGCCGAUCUCUGCUCAUUCACAAGCCUUCUGUCUCUAAUCCCUAUUUCUUACUUGCAUCUGUCUCUAUCGGAGAUGAUCAGGGAUGUAUCAUGGAAGAACUAUCCACUGAGGGGAUCUUCUGCCUUGAUUUAGGAAAACUGCGCGAAUCCAACGGGGUCGCGCAAAAUUUCGACAGCAGCUUGACAUGCAUUUCACGGCAUACGGGUCAGGAAACUCUGCCAUUUGCAAAGCUUAGUCGCGUGAACACUGCGCUUCCUCCAGAUGCACCACCGCUUGUUCUCUCGUUGGACCCCGCAAUACUACCGUACGAUCUGGCCAUCGCCGUUGAUCACCUUAUCGACCACCUUGACAGAAGCGUGAUGCUUCGCGUUGAAAACAUACCGCGAAAACCGUCGUCCGAAAAGGGGAAAGCGCAGGUCGCAGUCCUCUUCAGUGGCGGUAUCGAUUCAACGGUGCUAGCCUUCCUUGCACAUAGGUACCUUGAUGCUAUCCUCCAUUUUGGCGUUUCUUAUUAUUUCGUGUUCUCUAGACACGUACCCUUAGAUGAACCCAUAGACCUCCUUAAUGUGGCUUUCGAAAAUCCGCGGAAAAUACAGGUUCAAACCGAUGGUAACAUAGGGGCUAUUCCCAAGCGCGAGAAGAAGCGACAGCUCAAAGCAGCAGAGACCAAUGGAAUCGUGAAGGAAUCCACCUCGUACAUGGUUCCAGACCGUGUGACAGGCUUGCAGGAGGUUGAAGAGUUGAGGCGGAUAUGUCACGGCCGGACAUGGAAUUUUGUCGAGGUGGAUGUUCCAUACGAGGAGUUUCAAGCUGCGCGAGCACCUGUCGAAGCCAUCAUGUUCCCUGGAAGAACUGUAAUGGAUCUUAGCCUUGCUAUGGCGCUGUAUUUUGCCUCCAAAGGGGCUGGCCGGGUACGAUUUUCGUCGGCGUCUAAUGAUUAUCAGCCAUACACCAGCACAGCACGAGUCCUCCUCAAUGGUCUCGGGUCCGAUGAGCUACUUGGCGGAUACGGCCGUCACCGUACUGCGUACGCGACUCGAGGCUGGCAGGGCGUCAUCGACGAGCUCCAACUCGAACUCGAUCGUAUACCAACUCGCAAUCUCGGACGAGACGACCGCGUCAUUUCCUCUCACGGCAAGGAAACGCGGCACCCUUUCCUUUCGCUCACGGUUGUCUCUUUCCUCGCGGGACUCCCUGUGCACAUCAAGCUUGAUCCACGGCUUGAGCUGGGGCUCGGCGAUAAAAUGUUGCUGCGGCUUGCUGCGCGAAAGGUGGGGCUUCUUGAGGCGAGCGUGAGGAAGAAAAAAGCGAUGCAGUUUGGAAGCCAUUCUGCUCGAAUGGAGGCUGGUGAGGCAGAGCGGAGGGGAGAUCUCAUGAUUAGGACUGUCGCAGAGGCAUAG
This is a messenger RNA of Suillus clintonianus, 1905 nucleotides long. RefSeq names its product asparagine synthase-domain-containing protein. The transcript is spliced from 11 exons. Lineage: Eukaryota; Fungi; Basidiomycota; Agaricomycetes; Boletales; Suillaceae. The record is from RefSeq and is a predicted model, not a curated record. Bases 1 to 1905 code for a protein of 634 amino acids. Gene Ontology annotation, molecular function: asparagine synthase (glutamine-hydrolyzing) activity.